Drosophila rhopaloa is the source of this 3664-nucleotide messenger RNA. RefSeq lists its product as uncharacterized. Gene Ontology annotation, cellular component: cytoplasm. The transcript is spliced from 3 exons. Bases 353 to 2233 code for a protein of 626 amino acids. Gene Ontology annotation, biological process: positive regulation of MAPK cascade; cell surface receptor protein tyrosine kinase signaling pathway. NCBI's taxonomy places the organism in Eukaryota, Metazoa, Arthropoda, Insecta, Diptera, Drosophilidae. The record is from RefSeq and is a predicted model, not a curated record.
UCGAUAGUUUGACAGCUCUAGUUCAGCGCAUAAAUAAAUAAAGUCGACUUGCCUCUGCUCGCGUUUUUUGGUGAUCUUUUUUUGUGUUGCGGCUGCGCUUUUUGAAUCUUCGGAUUGCCGUGCAAUGUGAUGUUAAAUAUGAAGUGACAAAUCCCGAACGUGAAACGAUCGAAUAUCCCUAAAAAUCGGAUGAAAUACGGGAAAACUCCACCAAUCGCAUAGCAUAGCCAACUCCAACAACAAUUCGGAAUCGAAGCGACUAAGGAGAGUGAGAGUGAGAGAGAGGGCAAGAGAGAAGGAGACGAAGGAGAGUGGGAAGAAGGAGAGGAGAGGAGGAGGAGUGGUGCACAGAAUGGAUGUUGAAAUACCUGUUUUGGCUGGAUAUCUUAAUGUGCCGACCCAAACUGGAUUUUCGCUAAAUCGCAUCUCGAAAAAGAAGGCAUGCAGUCGCUACUGUUUGCUAUUCAAGGCCAGUCGCCAUGGGAUCGCCCGAUUGGAGAUGUGCGAGAGCAAGGAGGACCGCAACCCGAAAAUGUUCACGCUCGAGAAUUGUGUGAAGAUCACGCAGGAACCGCCGCCCGAACGCCUCAUCCACAUUGUCAAGCGGCACGGAACACUCACAUUGAGCACGAGUAGCGAGGAGGAGCUCAAGGACUGGAUCACCGCCCUCCAAACGGUGGCCUUUUGCGACACCUCGCCAUCGGGCGGAAUCGGGGCCAUCGAGGAGGACAACGACCUCUACUGCAGCUCCUUUCAGGAUGGCCUAUUUAUCAUUACGCUGAUUCCUUCGGAGGCCUCCAUUCGCUGCUGCAUCGAACCCAAGACGUACAUGCUGCAGAUGACGCCCACAGAACUGCAGCUGAAAUCGGAGGAUUUCGGCGCCACAAUCGCCAUGUGGCCAUAUCGCUUCAUUAGAAAGUAUGGCUAUCGCGACGGGAAGUUCACCUUCGAGGCGGGCAGAAAGUGCACCACUGGCGAAGGUGUUUUCACCCUGGAUCACACCAAUCCGCAGGAGGUAUUCCGCUGCAUGUCCGCCAAGAUGAAGUCGAUGAAGAAACUAAUUAGCGGCGACAGUCUAAGCACUUUGGAGUGCGGCGAGAAUCAAUUUAGUGCGGCUGCGGGCAUGGAACCCGGUUCGAGGAGUCCCCUGCCCCCAUCUCCAUCGAGUAAUCCCCAUGGCGGCGAGUUCGAGAUCAAUUCGACGCAAAGUUGCGUUUCCCUAAGGGGCUUCAUUAGCUCCAACGAUUCGCUAAACAACUUUUCGGCGGCCAGUGGUGGAAGUGGAGCAACGGCGGGCGGAGGAGGUGGUGGAAAUCCAUGCACCGGAGGAGGUAUCACCUUAUCCGUACCCGCAAACAGCAACAGCAAACACAUUCCCAACAAACCGCCACGCAAACUGGGUGGAGUCAGCCCAACAACCCAUUGUGAUAAAUACAGGAACAUUGUUAAAUAUGAGCCUGUGGCCAUAACGACGAUAUCCUCGCCAUCCGCCACCUCCGAUGCGAACAGUUCGGUGAUACUGAAGCCCCUGGAGAGCCAGGGUGGUGAAUCGAUAUCCCUGCCGGAAAUAUCACCCGAUUUGCCGCCCGACUUGCCGCUGCGAAAUGAGAGCGCCUCGAAGGCCCCUCCACCGGAGCGGGAUUACGAGUGCAUCGAGAACAUCACGGAGGCGUGGCGCACGAGGGGCGUCGGCGAUGUGAGGCACUGCGAACGUAUGCCCAUACUCUGCGAUACCUCGGAAUUUGUACGCCAGCGAUCCGUUACGAAGUCCUCGGGAGGUCAGAGUACGCCCAAGAUCAUCGACAUCGACAUUGGCGAGGGUGGUUGUACUGGUAGUGUCACAUCUAUUAGCGAAUCCAAUUACGAUCGCCUGGACUUUCUAUCGCCGAACAACAAGACAUCGAGUGGCUACAAGACCAUUGUGAAUGUCACACUGCCCGGCAAUCGCAUCCGUUGCAGUCCGCCGCCACCCAAUGAAUACGAAUUGAUCGCUAGUCCCGAUACAGAGAGUUUCCGCAAGGCCGACGAUAGUCAUCUGGGAUAUGGGGUGCUGCGAAAGGCCAGCACCAUUACGAACAACAAUAAUCUGGGAAUCUCAAACAGCAACAUCAGCGGUAACAGCAACAUCAAUAGCUCGACGGCCAACAAGGGAAACCUCGAGACUUCUGCCAUCGAUCAUCGCAGUUACAAUGGCCUCAACUACACGAUCGUCAGCAAACCGAAGCGAGUGUGAAAGGAUCUGGAGAUCGAACCGGGUGCAGUGGGGUUGGGGUGGAUCAGAAAGAGAUAAUCAAGGUUUUUAAAUUUCCCAAAACUGUUACUGUUUCCAAUUUAAUUCAGCACACUAGUUGCCGUUGUAAAGAUAUAUACAAUUUGAACACGAGACCUCUAAUUAAGCCGGUAAUUCACAAACUAUACGUGAUAGAAUAAGAUGGGGUAACUUAAAUAUAUAAACGAACCUUGUUCACCAUUUACAUAUUUGCUAUAUUAAGAUUCAAUGUAAAACCGAUCCUUUUCUCGUCGCCAUGGUAACUUAUGUAAUGUUUUAGUUUAAAUCCUACUAUAACCUUACUUAUUAGUAAGACAUAUCUUGUUAGAAAGUGAAACAAAUAACAAAAUCAAAUCCAAAUUGUCUGAGCAUUGGAAACAGUAACAGGCCCAUAUUUUUUUUUGUAUAUUUUCAUUAUUUGCAUUUUGAGUAUAAGUGAAAAAGAAGAGACUGCCGAGUGCCUUACAGUUCUACAAAAAAGAAACAAAAAAACAAAAACAGGCUUGAGAUCGAGGGAAGGGUUUCCUCCGAAUCUCCGAGUCCCAGAAUAUGCCCUUCCCUUCGCCCUGCCAAAAACCAUUCGAAUCGUUCAUCUUUUUGUACUUGUUUUUCGUUAAUUAUGUUAAAUUCGUAAUCUGUGAUUGUAUUGUUAAUUGUGAAACUGUUAAAUUUUAGCAAGCACUGCCCGCCACUUGAUCGCACUCGAAGAAUUCCCCUGCCCUCACUUAAAAUCUAAAAUUAAACACUAAAUCGAAUCCUGGACGCAACGAAAAUUUACAAAAUGUGUAUGCAAUUUGUGCUAAAUAUAUGUGUUUUUGUAUAUUUUAAGAAUAUAGAUUUAAAAUACACUGCAGUUGUAAAUGUUUCCGUUUAUCCGUCCGACUCUCAAGGUUUUGCUGCCAUAAUCGGUUAUAGAAAUCCCUCGAAUUGUUAUUCCUAUUCGUUUUUGUAUGAUACAUCAUAUAGCUGCCAUAGGAACAAACGGUGUAAUGCCAUAAUCCCCGAAAUCUCCCACACUAGUUGGCUCUUUUUUAUUCAAUCCUAGACUGUAAAUAUAGAUUUCUUAAGUGUUGUUUUAAUUGCACUUCUACUUAUACCCCAAAAAAAAAAAACCCAUAAACCACCCCAUGCACAUUCGAGUUCUCAAGCCAGGAUCGUUGUAAACGAAAUUUUUGAGUAUUAUGCAAAGGUCACAACAAAAAAAAAUUAAACAAAAGGAAUCGAAAGCGAACACAAAAAAAUACCAAAAGAAAAAUUGUGACGUACAUUUUACUUAAAGAACAUCAUUUUUUUUACUUACUUUACGUUAACGAUUAUGACUAUUGUAAUUAUUAUUUUUUGUGUCUGCAAACUAUUAUUGUGUAAAUAAAGACCAACAAAAUCAAACCAAUCUAA